AUGUUCCCGCACGUUCGCUCACUUGAUUCAGACACGUGUUUCGGACCCAAAUCACUGAUGAACUUGCACGAACAUGCACGUUUCCGUCCGAAUCCGCAUUCCACCGUUUUCGGGCCUGAAGCCCUAGAUCGAGUCCGCUGGUCAGCUCAGUACCCGUUCGAUUCAGCCCCCAAUCAACAAUCAUCCGCAUCGAAUUUGGUCAACCGUGAAAUUUUUCCCUCUGACGAUAGACCGGUUCCGACCCGAUUGUCCGAUCCCGGUAGCAUCACACACAUGGAACCGGGCGGCACAUCGGUCCGCGGUUUGAAAAAUUCGUACCACGUCGACGAUCAUCAUCAUCAACAACAACAACAACAACAACAUCAACGAGGUCCACUGGUCAGUUCUGAAAUGCCAAACCUCAGCGCAAAUGAACUUGCAGAUCACACGUAUCGAUUGUAUACGACACAUAUGCAUAAUUUGGCUCCAUUCCCCGGUUACAAAUAUCCAACCCCAAUGAGUAGUUUGUUCGGCGCAGAUGAUGCGUUCCAAUCCGGUUGUAUUGACGUGAUUAGUGAUCCGCCGGGAUCUGGUACACCGGGACUCCAAAACUGCGCACAUCUGUCCCAUCCACCGGGACAUGGUGGUGGAUAUCACUCGCAUGAUGUGUCUUCCAUGAUUGUUCCAUUCGCCUCGCGUCUACCGCUCGGAUUGUCAAGUCCAACUGCGUGUGAUCUAAUGGCUGCCGCAGCCUAUUCCGCCUCGAUCUCGAUCAGGCCUGGAUCGGAUACGAAUAUGUUCUUGGCACAGAUGAUGCAAACCUCGGAUCCGGGAUUCGCACUAUCCACAUCAGGAUCUGUAUCCGCCUCCUCGUCUGCGUCCGCGUCCGCAUCCGGGCCGCCCGGAGACACGACGACAAUGAUGAUGAUGAUGAACAGUUCCACAACUCGAGGCCCGGUCGGAACUGGGUCUUGUGACAGUUUGGUCAAACCGCCGUAUUCCUAUAUCGCUUUAAUCACCAUGGCGAUCAGUGCACAGCCUGAUAAACGAGCCACACUUAGCGGGAUCUAUCGGUUUAUUAUGGAAAAGUAA
Molecule: messenger RNA, 1071 nt
Organism: Echinostoma caproni
Lineage: Eukaryota; Metazoa; Platyhelminthes; Trematoda; Plagiorchiida; Echinostomatidae
Source: the annotation of a GenBank genome assembly